Messenger RNA from Physella acuta, 507 nucleotides. RefSeq names its product coiled-coil domain-containing protein 1-like. The record is from RefSeq and is a predicted model, not a curated record. NCBI's taxonomy places the organism in Eukaryota, Metazoa, Mollusca, Gastropoda, Physidae.
AUGAUAGACUACAAGGAGAGAAGGAAAUGGAAGCAAUGUGAUAAAGAUGAUGAUAUAGAUGAUGAUAAAGAUGAUGAUAUAGAUAAUGGUGUAGAUGAUGAUAUAGAUGAUGAUGUAGAUGAUACAGAUGAUGAUGUAGAUGAUGAUAUAGAUAAUGAUAUAGAUGAUGAUGUAGAUGAUGAUAUAGAUGAUGAUAUAGAUGAUGAUAUAGAUGAUGAUAUAGAUGAUGAUAUAGAUGAUGAAGUAGAUGAUGAUAUAGAAGAUGAUAUAGAUGAUGAUACAGAUGAUGAUAUAGAUGAUGAUAUAGAUGAUGAUGUAGAUGAUGAUAUAGAUGAUGAUAUAGAUGAUGAUAUAGAUGAUGAUAUAGAUGAUGAUAUAGAUGAUGAUAUAGAUGAUGAUAUAGAUGAUGAUAUAGAUAAUGAUAUAGAAGAUGAUAUAGAUAAUGAUUUAGAUGAUGAUAUAGAUAAUUAUAUAGAUGAUGAUGUAGAAAAAAGAUAUAGAUGCUAG